Molecule: messenger RNA, 2503 nt
Organism: Lemur catta (Ring-tailed lemur)
Lineage: Eukaryota; Metazoa; Chordata; Mammalia; Primates; Lemuridae
Gene: SLC66A2
Product: solute carrier family 66 member 2
Exons: 5
Coding region: 91-906 (271 amino acids)
Biological process (GO): retrograde transport, endosome to Golgi; phospholipid translocation
Cellular component (GO): endosome; trans-Golgi network
Source: RefSeq, a predicted model, not a curated record
CGGUGCAGGGUCGCGCAGGACCGCGGCGGCGAUGCGUGGGAGCCGCUGAGAGCGGAGGGGCCUCGGCCGGUGUUGCGAGCGGCGUUCACGAUGGAGGCCGAAGGCUUGGACUGGCUUCUGGUCCCGCUGCACCGGCUGGCUUCCUGGGGGGCGGCUGGGGCCAUGGUCUUCGGAGGGGUGGUGCCCUACAUCCCACAGUACCGCGACAUCCGGAGGACGCAGAACGCCGAGGGCUUCUCCGUCUACGUGUGCCUGGUGCUGCUGGUGGCCAAUAUCUUGCGGAUACUCUUCUGGUUUGGAAGGCGCUUCGAGUCCCCGCUGCUGUGGCAGAGCGUGGUCAUGAUCUCGACCAUGCUGCUGAUGCUGAAGCUCUGCACGGAAGUCCGCGUGGCCAACGAGCUGAACAUAAAGCGCCGCUCCUUCGCAGCUGCAGAUAGUAAGGAUGAAGAAAUCAAAGUGCCCCCCAGGCGGUCCUAUCUGGACUUCGACCCUCACCACUUCUGGCACUGGAGCAGCUUCGCAGACUACGUGCAGUGUGUCCUGGCCUUCACAGGUGUGGCGGGCUACGUCACGUACCUGUCCAUUGACUCGGCCUUGUUCGUGGAGACCCUGGGCUUCCUGGCUGUGUUUACCGAGGCCAUGCUGGGCGUGCCCCAGCUCUACCGCAACCACUGCCACCGCUCCACGGAGGGCAUGAGCAUAAAGAUGGUGCUCAUGUGGACCAGCGGUGACGCCUUCAAGACGGCCUACUUCCUGCUGAACGGGGCGCCCCUGCAGUUCUCCGUGUGCGGCCUGCUGCAGGUGCUGGUGGACCUGGCCAUCCUGGCGCAAGCCUACGCCUUCGCCCGCCACCCCCAGAAGCCAGCGCCCCACGCCACGCACCCCGCCAGUGCCAAGGCCCUCUGAGGCAGCCGGGGAGGACAAAGGCCUGUGGCCGCCAGCCACAGACACUGCCCACCUGUCCUCCAGGCGUGGGGGACGGGCACCGUGGCCCCUGCAGGCGGGUGUCAGGUUCUCGACGAGCCUGUGCGUGGGCCCUGGGCAGGCUGCUGGAGGCAGGGCCGGGCGAUGUUUGUGCUCACCACCGCAGGGACGGCCAGCAUGGGUUUGACACCCCAGGGCUGGGUUUCAGGUAUUUUUAAGGUCAUGGCAAAAGUGAGCAUCUUUUCCCACUUCUGCUCAGAAACACCUGCCCUGAACCCAGGUUGUGUUCGCAGACACACGAGAAGGCACAGCAGCCCUGCUCCCUGCUCGGCCCCGCCUCCCGGGUCCGCCUCAGCCCACAGGACGGCUCCCCGGUGGGGCUGGGGGGCCUGCAGCCCAGGGUGAGCAGACCCUCACACCAGUGUGCAGGAAAUGCAAAGGGGACAGGUGUCUGGAGACCCCUCGAGUCCCAUGAACAGAGCCUUGGGACCCUUACCGAUGUGCUGCUUGGAAGGGAAGUCCCCCACUGCCCGGCGCGGGCGGCACAGCGCAGGGCUGGCGUCUUCUCUGCCCUGGUGUGCAUGGAAGGGGCCACGAGGAUGCAGGUGCCCGUGCUCCUGAGCAGCCCCCUGGGAUGCGGCGCCGGCCCAGCAGGGCCCGAAAACCCCGUUGCUGUGCUGCCCCUUCCCGGGAGGGGCUACGUGUGCACCCCGGGCUAGCGGGCGGCCCGUGUCUGAGCCUGGCUGGGCGCUGGCUGGCGAGUUCGGGUGUGAGAGUCGGGGCAUUAGGUUCUCCUCGGGUCCCUGGGGAUGUCCCUUAGACAGACGUGGAGGCCCUCGCGGGGGUGUGGGAGGCCGAGGGGGGCGGGGCCGUGGCCGUGGACAGCUCUGGGGGGCUCCACGGGGGAGAUUCCCUUGAUUCUGGGCGUUGUAUGCACUGGCCAGACAUAGCUUUAACUUCCGUCUUCCGGGACAGAGACGGCCUUGGGUCCGUAGGGGGAGGCCAGGCCGGUGCCCCGACGGGCAGGGUCCUGCUGCUGCCGUCCCCGGGGGGCAACCUGAGUAGGGGCGGCCUGGCGGGGGCUCCUGCCGCAUCCUCUGUGCGCGGCCCCCAGGCCCGUCGGCCCCGGAGCUCUGGGUCUGCAGCGUCUGCGGUGGGAGCCGCUGGUCUGACCUUGGCACCGCACGUCUGCGCAGCCCUGUUUUCAGUUUAACGCGCGGUCACGCCGCGCUCAGCCCUGUGCUGGCCCCAGAGCUCUAUAGAGGUGCUUCUGUGUGGCUCCCGCGGGGCGGUGUCCCCUUCUGCUGGCGGAGGGGCCGCCUCCGUGUAGGCGCCGCCUGUGUGCACCAAAGCCGUCCGCCGCGGGUGUGGCUUCCGUGGCCGGCGGGGGACGGCCCAGCGCUGCUCCUCCCCCCCGAGUGCCCCUCCGAGAUCUCUUGAAUGUUUGAGUGAGGAUCUUCCUCAGCUCUUGGGCCUGUAAAAUGCUUUGAAGAUUUUUAUUUUUUUAAAAUGGAGAUGUCUAUAGUGUUAAUGCCUCCAAAUUAAAAUGUCACCGACAACUGCAGGUGCGACGACUGUC